Messenger RNA from Boeremia exigua, 1618 nucleotides. RefSeq names its product thiamine diphosphate-binding protein. Gene Ontology annotation, molecular function: pyruvate dehydrogenase (acetyl-transferring) activity. The record is from RefSeq and is a predicted model, not a curated record. Lineage: Eukaryota; Fungi; Ascomycota; Dothideomycetes; Pleosporales; Didymellaceae. Gene Ontology annotation, biological process: pyruvate decarboxylation to acetyl-CoA. The coding region runs from base 497 to 1618 and encodes 373 amino acids. The transcript is spliced from 5 exons.
GCACGCGUCGCAAAAGGCGCAUUAUAUAUGCAUGUAAUAUCUAUAGAGACUAGGGGGUAAUGAGAACGUGAUUUAUGGCCAACACCGACGUCAAGUGUUUGUUGAGGACUGUAUGCGUGAGAUGCGCCAGGGUCUGGCGCUAGUAAGCUCGACAGCACCAAACCCGUGGCACGAGAGAUGCGAUUGCAGACGGCUCAGCAGAUAGCAGCCGUGCACGAGGCGCGCAUCCAGCUCGCACGGGUGGCGCAGGCAAUUGGUGCAAAUACUGGCAUGGGCGGCCGGGUGAAAUCGUAGCCAAGCGCAUCGGACCCGCUCGUGUUGGGCGACGGGUAGUGUUGGCGCUCGGUCGGAGGUGUGGCACGUCCUCGCCGAAAAACAGUUGAGAAUUCGAGCUCUCUCCUCCACGGCAUCAGCUUCCCAGCCCGGCCCACCAACUCCGGCCAUCACACAUCCGGCACCGCACUCUUCCUCUCUGCCCCCGAGAGCUCACACUGCAAUGGUCGCCUCCAGGAUCACCCGCCCGGCCGCCCGCCUGCUCGCCGCGUCGCGACCCGCGCUGCGACCGGCGUUCCGCGCUGCUGCCAUCAGCCCGGCGAUUGCGCGCCGCGGCUAUGCGUCAGGCCAGAAGGAGAUGACUGUGCGCGAGGCGCUGAACGAGGCCAUGGCCGAGGAGAUGGAGCGCAAUGACAAGGUCUUCGUGCUGGGAGAGGAGGUUGCGCAGUACAACGGAGCGUACAAGGUCACCAAGGGCCUGCUCGACCGCUUCGGCGAGAAGAGGGUCAUCGACUCGCCCAUCACCGAGUCUGGCUUCGCCGGCCUGACCGUCGGUGCUGCGCUCGCCGGCCUGCACCCCAUUUGCGAGUUCAUGACCUUCAACUUCGCCAUGCAGGCCAUUGACCAGAUCAUCAACUCGGCCGCAAAGACACACUACAUGUCCGGCGGCAUCCAGCCCUGCAACAUCACCUUCCGCGGCCCCAACGGCUUCGCCGCCGGCGUCGGCGCCCAGCACUCCCAGGACUACUCUGCCUGGUACGGCAGCAUCCCCGGCCUCAAGGUCGUCGCCCCCUACAGCGCCGAGGACGCAAAGGGCCUGCUCAAGGCCGCCAUCCGCGACCCCAACCCCGUCGUUGUCCUCGAGAACGAGCUUCUCUACGGCCUCUCCUUCCCCAUGAGCGAAGAAGCCCAGAAAGACGACUUCGUCAUCCCCUUCGGCAAAGCCAAGAUCGAGCGCCCCGGCAAAGACCUCACCAUCGUAACCCUCUCGCGCUGCGUCGGCCAAUCGCUCGUCGCGGCCGAGCAGCUGCAGCAAAAAUACGGCAUCGAGGCCGAAGUCAUCAACCUGCGCUCCAUCAAGCCGCUGGACAUCGAGGCCAUCGUCAAGAGCGUCAAGAAGACCGGCCACAUGCUGUGCGUCGAGUCCGGGUUCCCCAGCUUCGGCGUCGCGUCGGAGAUCAUGGCGCUGACCUGCGAGUACGCGUUCGACUACCUCGAGGCGCCGCCCGCGCGUGUCACCGGUGCUGAGGUCCCGACCCCGUAUGCCCAGGGCCUCGAGGAGAUGAGCUUCCCCCAGGAGAAGACGAUUGUGGAUUACGCUGCGAAGCUGCUGCGCGUUGCAUAA